AUGGACAUAAUAGUCACCUUAGAAAGUAUUGCACUCCCGGAAUGUGUUAUGGAAUGUGGAAUGCGGCCGGACUGUAAAGCUUUGAGCUAUAUGAAAAUUUUCAAGAAGUGCAAUUUAUACUCUUCAGACAGACACGAAAGUGACAGAAUUAAAGGAAGUUGUGUGGAGAUUCUGGCAGCGGAUAUUAAUCUCAAAAGGAAACCUUGUCCCGAGUGUACUUCUGGCGAGACUUGUAAUCCUGCAAAAGGGAAAUGUGAAACCACAGAGUGUCCAAUCAAAGAGCUAGAAUAUGGAAUUGUCAGUGGAAACAUAAGGAAAGUUGGUUAUCAUGUUCAAUAUACAUGCAACAAAGGAAACACGAUCAUUAAUGAAAUAGAAUGCCUCUCUAAUGGAUUCUGGGAUAUAACCGCCGGUAAAUGCUCAACCGAUGUCAGAAAUGUUGCUAUUAGGAAAACAACACACAUGUCUAGCGUUUACUAUGACAGCGAUGACACCGAUGGCGAUGGAUCGAAGGGUGUAGACGGUGAACGAGCUUCAGAUUUAGAUUUGAUGUUCGGGACGACGGAAAACAAUAUGUACAUCGUGAGGCAAGUUGAUGGUCAGAUUGAGGACAUCCAUACGUUUAACUUCCCUGAAAGUAAAGAAGCACGAUAUGUUCAAGUGAUGCUUAGAAGAAAACAGUACCUACAUCUGUGUGAAGUACAAGUAUUUGGUUUUGCAA
Messenger RNA from Ruditapes philippinarum (Manila clam), 721 nucleotides. RefSeq lists its product as uncharacterized. NCBI's taxonomy places the organism in Eukaryota, Metazoa, Mollusca, Bivalvia, Venerida, Veneridae. The transcript is spliced from 5 exons. The record is from RefSeq and is a predicted model, not a curated record. The annotation marks the transcript as partial.